AUGCACCGGAUGCUGAUGGAGUCGGCUCUGGGCGAAGGCGACGGCAUCCAGCCCGAACUGCGACUUGAUUAUAAAUUGACAGACGUAGACUUUGAGACAGGACGUAUUACUUUCGCGAACGGCACCGAGGGACAUCAUGAUGCUGUUGUUGCCGCAGAUGGCGUGGCGGUAUGUACCGUACCAUGUGCACCUGUCUCGAGAUGGAUUGAGGCUGACAGCCACUGCUCUCCAGUCCACAGCCCGGGCAAGGAUGGGCAUUGUGGAAGACAAGAAACCUUGCACUUCAACAUGUCUGCAUGCAAAUGUGGACAGGAAGCAAGCCCAAGCUCUUGGAUUCACCAAGAGUAUCCCUUCUGGGCCAAUGGUCUGUGUUCGUUGAUGGGAGACGCGGCCCAUCCCAUGAUGCCCGAUCAGAGCCAGGGUGCUUGCCAGGCCAUCGAGGACGCCGCGGCGCUCGGUCUCGCCUUUUCCAAGGCACACUUCCGCGGAGACGUGCAGAUGGCUGUCCAGAUCUUUGAAAAAGUUCGCAAGCCUCGAGCUACCAAGGUGCAGUCUGCAAGCGCCCGAGCUCGACUCAACAUCACGGAGCGCAUUGGCUUCUCAAGCAACACGAGCAACAGCAAGUAUAGCGUCCCCGCUGAAAAGGACAAACUCACCAUUGACGAGAUGAACACUUACGACAUAAAAGCCCAUGUCGCAGAAGUCUACAAAGCCAACGGUCUCUGA
Messenger RNA from Exophiala aquamarina CBS 119918, 726 nucleotides. RefSeq names its product salicylate hydroxylase. Lineage: Eukaryota; Fungi; Ascomycota; Eurotiomycetes; Chaetothyriales; Herpotrichiellaceae. The record is from RefSeq and is a predicted model, not a curated record. The coding region runs from base 1 to 726 and encodes 241 amino acids. Gene Ontology annotation, molecular function: monooxygenase activity; FAD binding. The transcript is spliced from 2 exons.